UUCUGAUUUCUCCAGACCUGAUGGUCUGAAUGUGCUCGCCUCCAACCAUUCGUUUCUCAUUUUCAUGACUAUAUGACGACUAUAUAUGAACUGACUUCAUGGAAAUAUUUGCUUUUAUACCUUAGUGCUUCUAAUUGUUUUGGUGUUGAAUGUCAACAAAGCCGAUUUCCGCGACGAAAACGGUUCAUUUUGGUGCUGACGCACAUUCAAAGGGCGACGUCUUCUCCCUUUCUGGACCACGACAGCUCUCGGUAUACGCAGCAGACCAUUAGCGCAAUGGCUAGCCAUCGUUGUCGAAAGUCGUCCCUCGAUCGCGCGUCAAUCGAGUCAAUUUUGAAGUCGGGAGAGCCGUCCGAACCCGCCGCUGCCCCGUGCUCUCAUGUAGGAAAUUCACCGAACAGAGCAUCAUUUGCGAUGGCUCCGCCUCCUCGGCCGGCCGUGAAACAUACUCGAGCAUUAUCGUACACACCGCGGACCUCGAACCGUCUCUCAUUGAGCUUUCCGGUCACCACCAGCACGAACAGCAGCGAUUCUUCGAGACAAACCCCGACCUCUUCGAGACCGACUCCCACCUCGUCGACGGUGCCUUCGCUUCCUCCCACACCUUCCGAGCUUCCAGAUACCUCCCCGAGGGAUUCGAAUGGAUUCUUGGUUGCUUUGGCCGGUCAGGAGAGGCGUGUGCUGGAGCUGAAGGAGGAACUCGAAAAGGCGGAGGCAGAUCUGACCAAGUUGAAGAGGCAAUGGGCACUUCACGAAGCACAAAAGAAGAAGGCGGAGAUUAAGCACGUUGAAAAGUUGCAACCACUGCAGGCAGUUGUGACACCUUCCACCAAGGAAGAAAUUCCGAGUACACCUCGUCAGAGUGCGGAGGAGAGGCGAAAAGCGGUCCUUACCAGUCUCGAGACUCCAAAGAAUAGCUUGGAUAUCCCUAAGGAGGUUCGAAGGAAGUUUUCCGGACAACACAUGCGUGCACUCUCCCUACUGUCUCCUGAACGCUCGAACUUCACUCAGUCCUUCCCUCCCGUGCAAGAAUCCGGAGUCGAGGCCAGUUCCAUGCCGAAGAGUGCGACGAUGCCAGAUAUAAUCAUACCCAAGAGAUUACCUCCUCGUUCGAGAAAUUCAUACCAUGGUGGCGUGACCACCGGAGCGAAGCAGAUUGCUGAAGACAUCAAAGCCGGAGUGUGGACCUUCCUGGAGGACUUGCGGCAGGCAACAGUGGGAGAUGAGGCCGUGAACGGAACCAUAGACAGAUCUAAGCUGGAUGCUCCUCAGAACCAGACUCCCAGACGAGGCAGUAGUGAAAAGAGUCGCCGUGGUCAUUCGCCUCGAGAAACAUCUCCUCGAACGUGGGAUUCCUUGACUGGCAACAGCCCGUUGCUAGAUGCCGCAGGUAACCUUUGGUCGGACUUGGAUCACUCACAAUCAGUGUCAAGAACGCCAUUACCCUCCAAAAAGAAAUCCAGGACUCUGUCACUCGCUGCACCGAUUAAUGAUUUGGAUGAUGAUUGGUCGAACUGGGACUCACCAACCCCAAAGUCGCCCUCGCCCCGAUGGAGUGGUAGCACAGCACUCUCUGAUCCGGUUGCUCCAUCAAAUGGAAGUGUUGAAGAUCGAAACACCAAAAUCAUGGAUCAAUCCGCAGACAGCCCCAGCACUCCGUUAAAACGCGAGGAUAUUCAAUGGCCAGCCUUGGACAAGCUGAGUCCCGGUAAUCUCAAAGGUAAUCUACAACGCACUAUGUCAACGAUCAUGAAAGAGUGGGAGAGGACUCUUACCCCACCACCUGGAGACCGCGAAGACCCAAUGUCGACAGCAUCGGAAGAGAAAUCUUCCCAUGAUACGGCCACCCAGGACGAGCUGGUGUUGAUGUCGAGAUGACGCGAUCGGUGUAUAUAGUACGCUUGGGACAUGGAGCUACAUCUGGUGCAUGAUGACUUGAUGGACGAAUCUAAUGAAGAAUGAUGCAUUUAUACUGUAGAUCUAAGACUCUGCAAUUUGAACAUUAAUGAUCCUGGGCAAACUGUUUCCUCUUGUAUUGCUUGCUUGAGAUGACUGUAUUUCCUCAAUUGUUUGUAUCUUUUCGUCAAAUGACAUUCAC
Molecule: messenger RNA, 2098 nt
Organism: Hyaloscypha bicolor E
Lineage: Eukaryota; Fungi; Ascomycota; Leotiomycetes; Helotiales; Hyaloscyphaceae
Exons: 2
Coding region: 73-1878 (601 amino acids)
Source: RefSeq, a predicted model, not a curated record